CAAAGCGAUCGGUCGUGUUUGCGCUUCGGAAAAUAAAAUCCAUUUGGCGUCUAACGGUGGUACAACACAUACAUAUAUGUGCGCAUGUGCUUGCUUGGAAAUCGUGUCAUAGCGGUAGUUUGUGUGGGUGAAUCUAAAGCAAGGCGAAAAUCACACUCCCCCAUCGUGCAACAGCUGUCUGGGUCAUUGGCCGGCGGCGACGCGGCAAUUGUGGCCAACUAACCCGACAACGGACAAAUAUUGAUUACUGUGUGUGUGAAGUGAAAUUUUGGCGCCAGUAAAAGUGGAUGGUUUUCGUUAUACGAAAUUUGUUCAUUUACCGUUGCACAAAAUCUUUCACCGAUCGCUUCGAAAAAGCAAAUCAACACGAGACUGAAAAAGUGCCACAAAGUUAAACUGCGGCAACAACAGAACUUCUAAAGCCAAGCCAAGCCAUAAAACAACAACAUAUGCGCUACACUAAAAAUUGAACGAAUUGUAUCGAAACUGGAAAAGGAAUUUAGUUCGCGAAAAUGUUUGUGGCAAUAAAUCAAAUGAAUGGGCAGGCGGCCAAAAGGCGCAAAAAGGAGAACAAAAGGCGCGCGGCGGCAGCUGUUGUUACCGAAAUUGCUGACGACGGGGCAGAUACUAUGCACGGCGGCGGUCUAACAAUGCCGGAAGGUGGAACUCAGACGGAAGCAGAGAUGAAAGCAGUGGCGACAAUACCAGCAACACAAUCGCCACCACUACCGUUAGUUGAUGCAACAGCAUCGGCGGCUAGCUCGACGUCCAGUUCGACGGCCAAUCUCAUUGACGAUAUGUUGCCCGACUUUGUAGCCGACAGCACCCCAAUAACAAACGCUGCGAAAACCAAAAUUGCAACAAAGCCAGCGGCAGCGGAAUCGCAAUCGACAGCGAAAUGUAAAAAAUGCCAACACGCGCUUUCAACGUUCCACUCUGGCUGCCGCUGUGAAUGCGAUUCUGUGAAUAAAAGUUUAUACAGUUCUGCAUCGACGGUCGCAACUACGAUCACAUCCAAGUUUAACCCGCCCACGCCGUUAUCGCCAAAUGCGACACCACCCACGUCAUUGUAUGCGGUGUAUAUGUGCCUCGGUACCCUCGCUUUGGCCGUGGCCACUCUGUCGGUGCUCUUCUACUCGCAUGUGCACUCCGUCGCCAGCAACAAUAGCGCGAGAGUCAAUAGCGAAAUGCCGAUGGCUAUGACGCCGAAAGAUGCGAAUUUAAAUUUGGCUGUAUUCCGGGAGCAAUUUCAACGUGAAUUGCUCGCAUCGGAGCAUGUGCUGCGUGGCAUAGUGUCGCAAAUACUGUACCAGCGGGAGAGCAAACAAAAAGAGCAGGAAACAAGCGGACACAAUGUCGUGUUUGGUGGAGCUGAGCCGAUCCAUCGCUAUCAGCAACGCACGAUUCGAGCGACGGCAGAAGAAAAGACAGCAACGAUGCUGGCUGACGAUGGAACGCUGGUGAGAAAUGAGCGCAAAUAUGUUGGACAUGUCAGACACGUUGCAGACACCCCAACAACCGCGAAUGCCGCAGAAACCGCUGCGGUGCAGGGGAGUGCGAGUCCUGUGGCAAGAAGAGUACGCCGUGAUAUUACCUCGUCGCCGGCUGCUAUGCAAUCCGAUCCCUUUAUCGAAUUUUUCAACCCGGAUCACCGCAAAGUGCUGGAAGAGCAGGAUAAGGAAAUACGCAAGCGUACAGGACUGAAAGGAGCUGCGCCCGGCGGUGACGAAUGGAUUUACUUAAAUACCUACUGUCGAGUGCCGGAAAAAAUCAUAACUGGUUUCUGCAAAGGCACUCAAGACUAUUGUCCGCCUGCGCCUCAAGGUCCUCCGGGUCCAGUAGGUCCCAAAGGUACAACAGGACCACCGGGGUUGCCCGGAAUUCCUGGCCCGAAGGGCAAUCGCGGUGAUGUUGGUCUGCCAGGGCCGAGGGGAGUCGAUGGUGCCAAUGGACCGAUCGGGCCACGUGGACCAAAAGGUGAUAUUGGCAUACCCGGUCGUGCUGGUCUCGACGGGCGUGAUGGUGUGCCAGGUGAGCCUGGUUUAGAUGGUGUACCUGGACGUGCUGGUGCCGACGGCAUACCUGGCAAAGAUGGACUACCCGGCUUGGAUGGGCGUGAUGGUCUAAAUGGCAAGGACGGCAAAGAUGGUGCACCCGGACCGAAGGGAGCUCAGGGACCACAAGGAGAGAGAGGAUUGAAAGGUAUUGCUGGUCCCCGUGGUCGGCCAGGAAAAUCUGGAAAGGAUGGAACGCCAGGAAUACCAGGAAUUAACGCUUGGAAAGUGCAGUUAUUAAAUGGCAGUUUCUCCAAUGACCUACUCAUUCCACCAUCAAUUGCGGACUUGAAUGCCCCGCACAUAGAACGAUUCUUAAUCGUCGAGGAGGGCAAGACUUUGAAUCUGAGCUGCGCCGCCAGCGGCAAUCCGAUGCCGCAUGUUGAGUGGCGACGCGAUGAUGGACGCACAAUUAAUAUUAACGGUGUCGAAAUGUCAUCGAUUAGCGGGCCUUACUUAAAAUUCACGAACAUCACUCGACAUCAAAUGGCUGCCUACACCUGCUAUGCGGACAACGGUCUGGUGCCAGUUGCGAAUGCCACCUUCCUCGUUCAGGUUCACUUUUCGCCAAUGAUUGCCGUGUACCGACAAAUGAUUUAUGCUGAGUACGGACAGAGCGCAACGCUCGAAUGCAUGGUGGAAGCAUUCCCUGAGGCAAUCAAGUAUUGGGAGCGUGCUUACGAUGGAAAAACUCUAGAUCCAGGCGAUAAAUACCAAAUCGAGACAUACACUGACAGCUUCAAGACAACAAUGCGUUUGACCAUUACGAAUUUGAGGAAAGACGACUUCGGCUACUACUAUUGUGUGGCGCGCAAUGAGAUGAAUGCGACUAUGGUCAAUUUUGAAAUUGCGCCGCAAGAUCCCAACAGCGAGAUACCAUAUGUAGGAAAGGAAAUUAAAUUCUACGGACAGCGGCCACCGGAAAGUGAAUGCCCAUUGUGUGAGCAAUGCCCAGAUCCAAGCCUGUACCAGUGUAAGGACUCGAUUAAUUCGAACUUCGAAAUUCAGCCCACCGGAAAUUAUAGCUACCCUGGACUGCCGAAGAGACAAAAGAGUUGGUUGUUGUACGCAGUUGGCAAACCGGUAUUCCAUAAGGCAGUUAAUGAGAUUUAUGGCUGCUGGUUGAAGGAUCCGGUUAGUUCGGCGGAUGUUGAUCAUGAAAAGACCUACGUUACCGAAGAGAAUGACACGCAUAAUUUGUAUGAAUAUCCUACGAAGUUGAAGUACCGCAUGAAUUGGUCGCCACGUCGGAAGUAUAACAUUCCAGAGGGUUUUCAAGGCAAUGCACAUGUUGUUUAUAAUGGUUCAUUCUACUACAAUCAAUUAAACACGGAUUUGGUCGUUAAAUUGGAUUUGGCAACAAUGAAGAAGAUAAUUACUCCAUUGCCAUAUGCUGGCACAGCUGUUGGCAACAGAUUGUAUUCGACAGACCACAAUUACAUGGACUUCAACGUGGAUGAGGUUGGCCUUUGGGUGAUCUACAGCACUUACGACUCAAACAAUACGCUGGUGGCCAAGCUCGACGCGGAUACCCUGAAGAUGCAGUACAACUUCAACAUCACCCUGGAUCAUCGCAAAUUYGGCGAAAUGUUCAUCGUCUGUGGCCAUUUGUACGCAAUCGACUCGUGCACAGAGACGAAUUCGCAUAUACGCUAUGUCGUCGAUUUGUAUAAUGGAAAAUUGCUAAAUGUCGACCUGCCAUUCUCGARUCCGUUCCGCAAGACAACCACUGUGGGAUAUAAUCCACUCACUGUGUGGAGUAUGCACCGAAGCCAAUGCUAG
Messenger RNA from Bactrocera latifrons, 3836 nucleotides. RefSeq lists its product as uncharacterized. The coding region runs from base 513 to 3836 and encodes 1107 amino acids. Gene Ontology annotation, biological process: signal transduction. The record is from RefSeq and is a predicted model, not a curated record. The transcript has 17 exons. Lineage: Eukaryota; Metazoa; Arthropoda; Insecta; Diptera; Tephritidae.